AUGAAGGAUGAGGGCAUCCUGCAAUCCAUGCACCAGCCGGCAGGAUCCACGCUGAUGGAGGAAAUCAUUUUCCUACCGGAGGAGGUGGAAAAGACCCUG
This is a messenger RNA of Echinostoma caproni, 99 nucleotides long. The record is from the annotation of a GenBank genome assembly. NCBI's taxonomy places the organism in Eukaryota, Metazoa, Platyhelminthes, Trematoda, Plagiorchiida, Echinostomatidae.